This is a messenger RNA of Toxoplasma gondii ME49, 4431 nucleotides long. Its product is annotated as serine carboxypeptidase s28 protein. Gene Ontology annotation, cellular component: lysosome; endosome. The transcript has 10 exons. Gene Ontology annotation, molecular function: dipeptidyl-peptidase activity; serine-type exopeptidase activity. Gene Ontology annotation, biological process: proteolysis. The record is from RefSeq and is a predicted model, not a curated record. NCBI's taxonomy places the organism in Eukaryota, Apicomplexa, Conoidasida, Eucoccidiorida, Sarcocystidae. Bases 811 to 3027 code for a protein of 738 amino acids.
CCUCUCUGAGAGAAACCCUCGAGUUUCCUUCUCUCGCUGCAGAUUCGUGACCGUUCGUGCAUGUCGUCGAAAGCGGCUUCUUCCGGGGUUUCUCUGGCCACUGCGAGGAAGAAAAAUCUGCAGUCGAUGCGCAGCGCCUGCUCUCGAAGCGCUCGUCCGGUGCCCGACUGACACGAGAGAAACCGUGAAGUCCCAGCGUUCUGCGAAACAUCUGCUGUCCAGAUCUGUCGACAGUCAACGGAAGAACCAGAAGAAGAAAACGAGGAAGUCGAAGCGAAGAGAAAACAAGACAGAAGAAGAGAAAGAAGAAAGAAUAAGGAAGAAGACGCGAUUAAGAAAACCGAAGGAUCGUUGUUUGACGUUUGCGUUUCCUUCGCCUUCGGUCUGUGGGUGGCAUCAACGAAGACGGCUUCUUCAAGAGAAGAGAAGAAACGAAAAAGGCAUGCGUCAGGAUUGAGAACGCCCUACUUUCUCUUUCUUCUUCUCGGAUAAUGGUCUCUUUCUUUCCACUUCCCGUUCCGUCCCCUGCGUCGCUCGACUUCAAGCAAAUGCAUCUGAAACUCCAACAAGUUGCGCACAUGUGACCGCACACGUAUACAUGCACACACACGUACCCAUUUAUAUAUAUAUAUAUAUAAAUAUUUAUAUAUUUAUAAAUAUAUAUAUAUAUGUAUGUGUGUACGUGAGUACUCGAGUACUUCGAUGUAUGUACGCAGACCGUUGUGCAAGUUGAGUUGUCGAGGAAAGGGAGACUAAGAGAGAAGAAAGAAGAACUCAGGCGCUGGCCAAGAAGGCGCGAAGCCAGCAACGAUGGCUGUUUCCCGUUGUCGUUCUGCCUCGAACCCAGGGAGACGCUCCGGCGUCUGCCGCUCCGCUCGCCUUCCUCUCCGUCUGCUGUUCACUUGUACAUGCGUUUUCGCGUCUCUGUUCUUCGCGGCGAAUCCAGUGGAAGCUACAGGGUGGUUCUUCCGCUUCCUCCCCAUCCAACGCGAAGAGCACUUGCGUCUCGAAGGCCUCAAGGCGUCAGGGACUCCGCCCCAAGCAGGCCGUCACACGCGAGAAGAAGAGAGCGCGAGAGCGAGAGGAGAAGAAAAGGAGAGAGACAGAGAAGCAAGCGCAAGCGAGGGAGGAGAGAAGCGGAGAGAUGGCGGAGACGGCGGCUUGAGAGUGAUUCAAGAGAAGGAAACAGGACGAGGAAGUGACGAGCGCUCCGAGGAAGGACGCAGCUCCUCGAACCUUCUGCCCGGUUUUCUGAGGCGCUUCCUUCCCUCUCCGAGCUUCCAGUCAGGCCAGGUGAAUUUGUCUACCGACCAAGAAAGGAGGCUCGAGACAGACACAGACACGAACGAGGCAGGAGACCGCGAGCGCCGCGAACAGUGGGGAGGCGAAGGAAGCAGAAGCAGAGAAGCCGACAGAGGAGAACUCGAGGUUCAGGAAGGGUGGUUUCUCCAGCCCUUGGAUCACGGCAACCCCCUCGUGUUCAACAGGCUCGGCCAUGACGCAUGGCGACAGAAGUUUUACCGCGCAAAACGGAAGCGGCGGUCUUCAAAGGAAGAAGAGAGCACCGAAGUUGCAGGCCAUGCAAAAACAGAAAGGCAGAACGACUCUCUGACAGAUGAUGCCAUUCGACCGAUCUUCGUUUACAUCGGCGGAGAGGGACCUCUGUCUUCCCUCGAAGUCAGACAAGGCCUCUUGGCAGAGAUGGGCGACAUUUUCGGUGCGUCUCUGUACGCCCUCGAGCAUCGAUACUACGGAGACUCUCACCCGCGCCCGGACUCGAGUGUCGUCAAUCUUCAGUGGCUUACAUCUCACCAGGCUCUCGGUGAUCUGGCUGCCUUCGUCGCCCAUGUGAAGCAGCAAGAAGCGGAAGAGCAUCCGCAGGACCUCGCCCCUGAAGACGUCCCCGUCGUUGUCUUUGGAUGCUCCUAUCCAGGCUCGCUGGCGGCGUACGCGCGCGCAAAGUAUCCAGCGUCAAUUCUCGGGGCUGUUUCUUCUUCAUCGCCUGUCGAGGCCUCGGCUUUAUUUCAAGCGUUUGAUCGCGUUGUUCAGCGCGUCUUGCCCGCUGCAUGCACUGCAAAGGUCAAGGCAGCGACGGCGGUCGUCGAACGGCGGCUCUUCUCCGGCGAAGAAGAAGCUGUUAAAGUUGCCGCGAAGUUUGGCUGUGGUGCCGACGUUCCCAUGAAGACGCACGAUCAACGUGUGGCGCUUCUGUAUGUCAUUGCAGACGCCAUCGCCGAAUCGGUGCAGUACAAUCGCCAGCCGACGCGUCCGUGGAUAGAGGAAGUCUGCGCUUGCUUCUCUGAGACGGCGAGCGAGAGAGAAGAGACACAUGACAACAAGGGGGACAAACGCGAGAAGCGCGACAACGAAGAAGACCUCGUUAACGCGUUGGCAAAGGCUGUCCAGCUCAUGCUGGCGAAACUGAAGAUGACCUGCAAAGACUCCAACUUACUGCAGCUGACAGAUACUCGUCUAGGGCCUCAAGCCUCGGCGAGCGCGCGCCUCUGGACUUGGCAAAGCUGUGCCGAGUACGGUUACUGGCAAGUGGCUUACAAGGACAGCGUGCGGUCGCAUCUGAUUGACCUGGACUGGCACAUGCGCAUGUGCAACGCGCUCUUUCCUCUUCCCUCCGGAAGCAAAUUCAGCACGGACGUCGUCGCCGAGACGAAUGUUUGGUCAGGAGACAAGCUGGUGGCUGGCGUCGGAGCGGCCACGAACAUCCACUUCACAAAUGGAGAAAACGAUCCGUGGGCGCCACUGUCGGUUACAGAAGUUUCUCCCGUUGUCGUUGAUCGUCAGGGAUUGUCUUCCUUCACCAUACAGGACGGUAGCCACUGUAACGACUUUUACGCCUAUGGAGGAACGGAGCCGGUGGCAGUGACAGAGGCGAAGGCACGUAUCCAAAAUGCCAUUCGCGCUUGGCUGGAAGAUUUUCGAGAGAGACGCGAGCAGCAAAAACGAAAAGUAGACCCGCCGCUAACAAAGACAUUUUCUGCAACCUCCGUGGGGGGGGACAGCGAGCUCUGACGGGUGUUGCCUUUCCCAAAAGCCACUGGCCUUUGCGAGUGGAAGCCAGCGAAGCUCGAGAACGGAGAAACGCGUCCUUCGCGCUCUCGCACUUGUCUCGGCUCUCGAACUCACGAGAAAGAUCCGCGCACAGGUCAAACACGAGGCUCUCGAGAACUCUGCGGCGUCCUAGGCAAGGCUCUCCGGCAGGUGCAGCAUGCAGGGCGCCUGUGUCUGGAUCGGAGUGUUUGCGGGAGUUCUCAGUUGCUUCUAUAGGAGAGCGCGAGAAGCUAGAUUCGAAGAUGCCCGGGAGAUAGGGCGAUCUGAGGUUCAGAUUUUUCAGUGCGUCUUUCACUUUGGCAUUCGUGGAGACAGGCUUUUCCUUCCCGUCGAUCUAUGCACCCUUUCGGGGGAGCGUCUGUGUCACUUCGCGUCCCUUGUCGAGGGCUUCCUUCCACUCGAAAAAAUGGCAUGCUUUUACACCACAUUGACUUCGCUGAAGACAGCCGUAAAUGUUGAGUGAGUAUCAUAUCCUGCGGGCUUCACGUUUGCCUGGGUUCUUCGGCCGCUAGAACUUCUGAGUGAAAGAGAAACGGUUCCCCUUCCUCUGCGUAGAGCAACCGAACUCAGACUUCGACUCGUGAGCAUGUAGCACGUCAACAGGUAUAUGCGGCUGUACUGAGUAGAUGCGUCGAACCACUCACACACGGAACCGUACGUUUUUCGGUACACUAGUCCUUGUGUGGGGCACUUUAAAAAGCGAUUUGAAUGUGUACAUAUCAAUGAGUAUUUCUUUGUCGACAGUUGAGCUUAUGCGUACGUCUGUGUAUCGACGAGAACAUGACUUGUGUCGAUUUGCAGGCAGCAAGGACUGGAUUUUUCCGGCGUUCAGUCAUCCACUUAACCCACUGGAGGCUUGCGUCUCCUCUAGCAACUGUCUUCUGUGUCUCAAAACUGUUACAACGAGUCUGACUCGGUCGUGUUGUUCGUAUGCAAACAAAUUGACCUGCAUGCAGAGCGAAAGUUCGUGUCUGCAGCUUCUUCCAGAAUCGAUUCGCCUAGCCAACGGCGGACUGUGAAAUCUUCGAGUGGUGUACAGUUGCGGAGCCACAAAUCAAGUGGAGGGAGAGGUUCUGUCGCCAGCCAGGUUUUGUCUUGUGCACAAGUGACAGUGACAUUCGAAAUUUACAGCCAUGCCCUGCCACCACCAGGGUCGCACCUGGCAGAUUCGUGUUUCUAGCCGCUUGCUAAGCACAGAAUCUGGUACCCCAAAGAAAGCAGGCAUUUCUGUGUCCCCUCCGGUCUGUUUCUUCCGUGGAUAAUUCGAGCAACAUGACUUUCCGUGUUUUCUGCUUGUAGUCGAGACGCGUCGGUGAGUAUAUUACUGUUCGAUAAAUAAAUAAAUAAAUAAGUCUUUCAGAUGUC